AUGUUGGACCUCCACGUCUGGGGUUCGGCGUUUGGCCUGCCGUCCAUUGAUCCGGAGUGCCUCGCUAUCAUCACAUACCUUCACAUCAGCCUCCCCGCCUCAGCCUGGCGCCUGAUCCCCAGCAACGACCCGUCCAUCAGCCCAUCUAAUACUCUCCCCGCACUCCACCAUGAGGGCGUCUGGACGAGCGGCUAUGCGCCCAUCGUCGACUACCUGGCUUCAAAGUCCCUCGGCGACAACCUGGACGCCAGCUUGACGCCCAUCCAGCAGGCGGACCGCAUCGCGUACGGUGCAUUCUUGACCGCCCAUGCUGCCCCCUUGCUGGACCUCUCGCUCUACGUCUCUGCUGCGAACUGGGCCGCCACUACUCGUCCUGCUUUUAGCUCACUCCUACCAUUCCCGUUGACAUGGACCGUUCCACCGCUGAUCCGGGCAGAGGCCGUGAAGCGUGUUGAGCAUCUCGGCUUCGCGGACAUGGACACUGACUUUGAUCCCAAUGGCGGCCUGCACCUAUCUUCAGGCCGGGAUGCUCUCCCUGAAGCGUUUCGAAGGCACAUCCCUGCGCGGACUAAGAAGACGAUUCACGAGGAGAUGACCCCUGAGCAAGCGGUGUUGAUUCGACUGUACGGACUGGCCGAGGACUGCCUCUCGGUGCUUGAUGACUACCUGAAAGGAGAUUCUGAGAAGACCUUUGGCUUCUUUGAGAGUGCUAGCCCUUCAUCUCUGGACUGCCUAGCAUUUGGCUACCUUGCAUUGAUGCGUGACGCUCCGGUGCCGCGGUCUUUCCUGAAAGAUUGGCUUGAGAAGAAGACACCUAGGUUGUCUAAGUUUGUGGACGACAUCAAGUCAAGAGGUCUGGAGAAGCAGGGCCCUCUUCCAUGGGUUGAGUCUGGCCAUGAUACGGCCCUCCGCGUUGGCGCUCGCACCCUCGACAGUAUUAUGUACAACAUCCCAGGCGUCGGCGACCACUACGCUACUGAAGUAAGGAGAAGAGCUGAGGAGAGCAUCAAAGGUGUAGACGGGAGGACCUUGAUGUUGGCCAUGAGCCUCAUUGCAACAAGUGCGGCUCUCGGAUAUGGCUACCAUAUGUACAGGGCGAUGCAGCCUUUUGGAUCCCGGAUACAGGUGUGGCAGUCGGAGCGGAAUCGCUCCAAGCUGAGUCGAUUAGGUGCGGUUGGUUCUAUACUGGAUUCUGCCUUCGGAAGCUAUCAAGCUCCACGGACCGCCCCAGCUUAUCAGUCAAGCGAGGCCCGGUUCGUCGAGACGGACACAGAGGUGGACUAA
Fusarium keratoplasticum is the source of this 1284-nucleotide messenger RNA. RefSeq lists its product as uncharacterized. The transcript is spliced from 2 exons. Gene Ontology annotation, cellular component: SAM complex. The coding region runs from base 1 to 1284 and encodes 427 amino acids. Gene Ontology annotation, biological process: mitochondrion organization. NCBI's taxonomy places the organism in Eukaryota, Fungi, Ascomycota, Sordariomycetes, Hypocreales, Nectriaceae. The record is from RefSeq and is a predicted model, not a curated record.